UAAAAAUUAAAAUAGUGUAAAAAUCAAGGUAUAAACACAAUUAAUAUUGUUACAUUUAAAUUUGAUAAUACAUUAUUUCAAUCUAAUAGUAAAGCUAACAUCACCAAAUUGAUUUUUUUGAACGCCAAUUUAAUAUGUUGUUCAUUUGAAAAACGGAGGCAACAUAUGGGACUGUGUCCUCUCCAAACAAAAAUACAGUUUUGUGUCAUCAUUUUUUUUUUUACAGCUUUAUGUCAACUACAUUUAACAUGGAUCCAAAUUAUUGGGAUACAUUGGCUAUAAAUGAAUUGUUUGAACCUAAUUUUACUUAUCCAAACAUGAAUAUUAUAAAAUGUCUUAGUAGAUAUAACGCUGCAUUGUUAAUAGUUGAUACAAAUGAGAUGUGGAAUAAGUAUUUAACCACUAUGGUCAAAUUAAUAUCUAAUGCUGGUAUUACAGAAAUUCAUAAACUUGCUUUAAUUAAAGUAUCUAUACAUUGCGCUCACAAGAAAAAAAAAUUGACACCAAGUCAUUAUAUUCAUUUGAUAUAUAAUUCAAAAGGUUCAAUGACCCUGGACUUUUUAGAUUGGGCCAUUGAAGCAUAUCCGAAUGACACACGUAUCUUAGAAGUGAAUAUAAAUUUUAAACUAACUAAUAAAGAUGAACUAAUUGCUUACGAGUUAUUUAAAGAAAAUGCUUAUAAAGUUUCAAGCACUCUGUGGCUUAUAGUUAUUAAAUAUUUUUUAAAUAAGCCACAGAUAUGGCAUAUUUUCAACAUGGCAUUUGGAGAUGAAUCUGUGUGUUGUAACGAAGUAAAAAAAAAGCUUGCGAAGGAGUAUUUGUUGUGGUUAAGCAAAAAUAAGUCUUUAAAUGAUGCUCGAAACGCAUACUUGUUGUUGAACACAAACACAGUUGUGAUGCAAAAAAAUCCAACAAGGGUACAAAAUGUUAUAAACCAUGCUUUGUUAUUACAUGGUAACAUUUCAGAUUCGUUGUAUGUUUACGCAGUAAAAAUAGAGAUUGAAUUUUUAAAAAAUAUCCAAAAAGCAAGAGAAAUUUAUACUAGUGGGUUAGAAGUACAUAAGUAUUCAUCAAAUUUAUAUUUUGAAGCUUUUAAAUGUGAACUUACUAAUUCAAAAAUGCUUAUUCAAGAGGUGUUUAACUCAGGAAAAGAGCUGGUUUCAAAUGAUCCUGCGUUAGAUGUUUCUGUAGCCAAAGUUAUUUUUGAAUCAGCCGUUCAAAAUAUAAAAGAGGACACGGAUCUUUUCUUUCAAAUGUAUAAUGCAGCUACUCAAUAUAAUUUUUCUUUAGAUUUGUCUAAAGAAAUCAAAAAGUAA
Acyrthosiphon pisum (pea aphid) is the source of this 1316-nucleotide messenger RNA. RefSeq lists its product as uncharacterized. Gene Ontology annotation, cellular component: Pwp2p-containing subcomplex of 90S preribosome; small-subunit processome. Gene Ontology annotation, molecular function: protein binding; snoRNA binding. The record is from RefSeq and is a predicted model, not a curated record. Gene Ontology annotation, biological process: maturation of SSU-rRNA from tricistronic rRNA transcript (SSU-rRNA, 5.8S rRNA, LSU-rRNA). The transcript has 5 exons. NCBI's taxonomy places the organism in Eukaryota, Metazoa, Arthropoda, Insecta, Hemiptera, Aphididae. The coding region runs from base 231 to 1316 and encodes 361 amino acids.